Molecule: messenger RNA, 321 nt
Organism: Bipolaris oryzae ATCC 44560
Lineage: Eukaryota; Fungi; Ascomycota; Dothideomycetes; Pleosporales; Pleosporaceae
Exons: 3
Coding region: 1-321 (106 amino acids)
Source: RefSeq, a predicted model, not a curated record
AUGCAUUUGUCUAUACUUGCUAUAAUAUUUGCUAUAAGCGCACCCAUAGUCAGUGGUAACGGACAGAUUCAACCAGGUUUAGGAUGUGUGUGUAUGGGAAGAGCCUCUAAAGGACAGGACCAAGCAAAUAGAGAUCGAACUCAGAUUACUUGUGAUCAUUAUGGAGGAUUGGUGGUCGAAACGGCUAAUUUCUAUAACCGAGGCAAAUUCUAUUGCGCUGUACCAAAUAGUGUUACUCCAGCUAUUUGGGAUCAACAAUGGUGCCGUAAGUAUUGGGGUGCUACUUAUGGAUAUUGUAACGAAAGAACUGCGCCAGAAUAA